Xyrauchen texanus (razorback sucker) is the source of this 1577-nucleotide messenger RNA. Its product is annotated as Golgi phosphoprotein 3-like. The record is from RefSeq and is a predicted model, not a curated record. Gene Ontology annotation, biological process: Golgi vesicle budding; retrograde vesicle-mediated transport, Golgi to endoplasmic reticulum; Golgi to plasma membrane protein transport. The transcript is spliced from 5 exons. Gene Ontology annotation, cellular component: trans-Golgi network; Golgi cisterna; cytosol. Lineage: Eukaryota; Metazoa; Chordata; Actinopteri; Cypriniformes; Catostomidae. The coding region runs from base 129 to 992 and encodes 287 amino acids. Gene Ontology annotation, molecular function: phosphatidylinositol-4-phosphate binding.
GAGCCACAGGUGAUCGACACACAGGGAAGUGAAGACAAACUGACUGAAGUGUCCGAUAAGACCAUAAAGAGGAAAUCUUUUGGGGGUUUUUGUAUUUUUGCAGUGAUAAACAGGCAGAUGUGGACGGGAUGACCACACUGACGAAGCGUAACCGGCGCGCGGAGGCUCCGGUGGAGAGCUGCUGUCGCGCGGAGCUGAAGGAGGACCGGAGAGAUGUGAAGUCUGAUGAAGAAGAGGAGGACACAGACUCCAAAUCUCUGAGACUCACACUGAUGGAGGAGAUUCUGCUGCUGGGACUCAAAGACAAAGAGGGCUACACGUCGUUCUGGAACGACAGCAUCUCGUCAGGGUUGCGCGGCUGCAUUCUGAUGGAGCUGGCGCUGCGGGGUCGCAUUCACCUCGAACCUCAGAGCUCACGGAAGAGAAAACUACUGGACAGGAAGGUGUUGUUUAAGUCGGCUGCUCCUACAGGUGACGUGCUGCUGGAUGAAGCUUUGAAACACAUCAAGAACACUGAGCCGGCAGAGAGCGUGUCCAGCUGGAUCGAGCUGCUCACAGGUGAGACGUGGAACCCCCUGAAGCUGAACUUCCAAAUUCGCAACGUUCGCGAGCGUUUAGCGAAGAAUCUGGUGGAGAAAGGCGUCCUGACGACAGAGAAGCAGAACUUCCUGUUGUUUGACAUGACGACGCACCCGCUAACGGACAGCAACGAGAAGGAGCGUCUGGUGCAGCGUCUGCAGGACAGUCUUCUCGAUCGCUGGACCAACGAUUCCCGCCGCAUGAGUCGCCGAAUGCUGGCACUGAUCGUGCUGGCUCACGCCUCUGACGUGCUGGAAAAUGCGCUUUCGUCGCUUCACGACGACAGGUACGAACUUGCCUCCUCGCGGUCCCGCGGCCUGCUAGAAGCCGACCCCGACCAGGAGAGCGCAAAGGUAGCGACCCCGGCGGAGGAGAUGAUCUGGGCCGUUCUGGCGGCGUUUAACAAAGCCUGAGAGAACAAGAACUGAUCCGUUGUCAUGAACUCGCUGGCGACCUCUUCAGGCAGGAUGGGAAAAUGGUGGAGGGUAAAAUCUGUCGGCUAGGGUGUCAUGUGACUGAUGGAAACACACUUCACUGUUAUGAUGUUUAUUUGCUCAUUAACUCUCAUUAAGUUCUGCCCGUUGUAAGUUAGUAUGUCUGCUGUAUAGGGGAGCGUCCCAUAUGCAAAGAUGAAGUGAUCCCAUAUUUAAGCCUCGUUCAAGAGGGACCACCUCACCUGGGUAAACGGAGUUUAACUUUAAUACGUCUUGGACAUUGAAGGUGGGUAAGGGAGCGUCCACACACUGGGCUAUGAUGUGCUAAACUCUGGAGGGGGCGUGUUAAGGGCAUGUCCCGUGUUUUACAACUUCAAUAGUUGCGCCCCUGAACAUGCCGUGUGAACCCCGUUGUUUCAAAUGCUAGUGAGCCGCGUAAUGGGCAUGAAAUGGUUUUGGGUAGUUGACUUGUCCUGUCUUUAUAAACUAUUCUUUUAUAGUUAUGUGGCAUCUUUAGUGAACUCAUGUUAAAUAAGAGAGAGGAAUUAAAUGACAUUAUUUUAA